AACGGAUCUUGCACAUGUAGAAGCCGGGAAACUUUCUUGCAUCAGAUAAAUUAUGUCAUAUUGCAGGGAAGAAGGUAAAGAUCAACUAAUAUUUGUGACUGCAGAGGACCACUCUACUCCAAGUACCGUUAUUCUACCUGAAGACGAUGAUGAGUAUGAAGGUCUCAUUAAACCAACUGGGGAAAUAAACUGGGAUUGCCCAUGCUUACAAGGGAUGGCUGAUGGGCCCUGCGGAGAGCAAUUCAAAGCUGCCUUUUCGUGCUUCCAUUACAGCGAAGCUGAAGUUAAAGGCUCAGACUGCGUUCCUCAGUUCAGAGAUAUGCAGGUGUGCUUCUCCAAAUAUCCAGAAGUCUAUGGAAAGGAUGACGACGAAAGUGCAGAGCAAGAAAAUUGCGACRUAAAGGUUGGACAURAAGACGAUAUAGACUCUUUAGAUAAAGAUGUACCUGCAAAUUCACAAGAAAUCCAACUAUCAACGUUUUCUGAAAAUGCCAGCAACGAUGAAAGUGUAAGCACUUCUCAAAAGUUAGAGAGCUGAUUUCAGUGAUGAGUUACAUGGUAAAAUCCAUUGCAUACAGCAAAUUCAAAUAUAGUUGAAUACCGAAGAUAGUGUAUUCCAAGACAAAAAUGCAUAGUUAUUUGUUCUAUCGCUGUUCACUCUGUAUACUSAGGAAAUUCAAUGGAAAGUAAUUGCCAUAUAUCAUUAUGAUGUCACAGUAUGUUUUAAUYAGGCAAAGAUGCUSAAAACAGGGGCGACGGAGCAAWAUUUGACUUCGGGGGGUACAAUCAUAGACUUACAGUGAUGACAUCACAAAUAUAGACAAAAAGAAAUCUAUUGGUAAAUUUGAAAUAWACACUUAUGUUUUAUGUACAACCCCCACAUAUUUUGUGUGGAGGCUGUACCCUCCUGGCCUCCCCGGCCCUGCCAAGCCCUGCAAAAGCAAUAGAAAUUUGGACCCAUCUGUAUUCUCUCCGAAGAACAUCUUCCAUGUAUCGUGUUUUGAUAUAUGUCAUACAUUUAUUUGAUAUGCAGUCACUCCGAUCCCCUCUGGUGGCAGUAAUCCUUAGCAUUAAAACUAUGUAAUUUUUGCUGUGACAUCAUAAUGAAAGAGGGCAAUUCAGUUAAAAAUUGAAUUUUUUUAAUGCAGCUGAUAAAGUGGAGUUUACUGGCAACAAUGCAUUGCAGUCUUCCAUACUGCAUUCAGUAUUCAAUAUUAGAAAUAGCUGUGUGUAUGUGAAAUAAAAUAACAUUUUUUUUUACUUUUUCUAAUGUAGACUGAUUCCACCAGUCUGUCAGAUCGCUCUUUUUUUUCUGCUCCCGCUAGAUUGAGUGACAAACCGGAGAAUCAAGGARCGAAUACUACGACUUAUGGAAUCAGUCUAGGACUAAUGGUAUGCACUAUUGUCUGUACACAACUAUAUUAUCACCAAAUAUAGAACACCUGACAAAAGAGAACAAUUAUAGCGAAUUUUGGAUUUUGGCUUAAUUUGGCUAAGGGGUUUUCACAAAAAUGUUCAAUUUGAGGUAUGUGUUUGGUCAUUAAAAAUCUCAUAAAAAGGUAAAUAAGAAACGUAKAGUAUUCAAUAGUUGACUAUCUUGAAGCUUUCUUUAACACUUUUUAUUUUUGUUUUUGGAAUACACAUUGGAGUAUAUUAUUGUACAAUUUAUACUCAUAAAUGAAUCCAAUGGACUGUUUGGUCAAAUACUAGAUUUCUUGAUUACUUCAAACUAGAACAAGAUUUUSACAGAACCUCAAAAUUUCUGAGUAUUGACAAGGUUUUUGAUAUGCAAAGUUACAACAGGAAUUUGUCUUGCAUAUAAUCAUAUAUUUUAAAUGAAGUUUAGAAAAUGAAGUUCAGAAACUCCCUUUAAGAUCCAAGUGSAACAAAUAUCAAGAAAUCUCUAUUUUGCUGACUAUCAAACUAUGAAGAUUGUACAAUGAUGCAUGAUGAAAUGAGUAGGUCUAUGAGCUUCGACAAGUUCCAAUUAAAGGUAAAAAUAAGUAGCUGUAAGGACUUGAAAUCAUGUCCAGURCAUAUUUGGAGGACUUUUAACAACUUCRUAAACUCAUUUUAGAUUGCCUUUAUUGUGUCUUUAUCCAGGAUKUCAAGUUGUCAUUAUAAUAGUCCCUGUAGGUCCACUUCGGUUCUGUACUUUUUAUGAGAUAAAUAAGACUCAAAACUCAAAACGUUGUGUAGUUUGUUAAAUGCAGUAUCAUAGUAACAAUUUUUAAAAKCUCUAUAUGCCCUGCCAAAUCAUAUGCAAUUGUAAUUGUUCAUAUUUUAAUAUUCAAGUGUGAAUGUAAAAGGUUUUAUUAAAAGCAGACAAAUAUCUUGUA
This is a messenger RNA of Exaiptasia diaphana, 2339 nucleotides long. Its product is annotated as mitochondrial intermembrane space import and assembly protein 40-B. Gene Ontology annotation, molecular function: protein-disulfide reductase activity. The transcript has 2 exons. Gene Ontology annotation, biological process: protein import into mitochondrial intermembrane space. The coding region runs from base 53 to 538 and encodes 161 amino acids. Gene Ontology annotation, cellular component: mitochondrial intermembrane space. Lineage: Eukaryota; Metazoa; Cnidaria; Anthozoa; Actiniaria; Aiptasiidae. The record is from RefSeq and is a predicted model, not a curated record.